ACUUCCCCAAAGCUCAGAGCCUGUGAGGUCGCCUCCGUCUGGGUCCCUGUGCCAAUUCUGCUUUGCUCACCGAUGCAGGAAACCGAAGAGCUCGACAGGAAAAUCUGCAAGAUUUCAGUCAUCACAUUUUCACAAUUCACUAUGAAACUGGGUGUGUCUGUUUCAGAGGAUAAAUCAACUGCGUUCAAACACAUGGCCUGAACACAAACAGAUGAGUCUUGGGCUCAUGCACCCCAACAGACAGAAGAACACCUUCUCUGACAUGUCAACGUGACUUCAAAUCCUCACGAGAUCUGCAGACGUAUGCAAAGCAGACAGGCUUGUUGGGUUUCGCCUGCAUGGUGAUGUUGGCUUUAAUAACACGACGGGCUGGACUUUGGCCCAUCUGUAGGCCGACAGGUGAUCUUACGAAGGGCCGUUUCUCUGUUUUACUGGAUUAAACCCUGAUUCUCUCCAUGGCAUCGUUUGGAGGAUGCUGGUGUGACGAUUACUAAGGAAAUAUGGAUGUUUUUAGACUGGGUCUUUUUCUUCUGAUCACCGUGGCAGGAGUGUCCGCGGAGCUCCAGCCGCUGAAUGCCGCGGUGCUUCGUGGUUCCGAGGCUCGGUUCAACUGCAGCAGAACUCUGACCUCGUCUGUCAUGACCUGGACAGUCAACGGAGUCUUGGUUGUCACCAUUACAGAAGCAUCUGGAGUGCUGAACCCCACAGAACGUUUCUCUGUCACAAAUUUCACCACGCCUGGAAAUUACAAAUGGGAGUUUACAAUUCGCAACGUGCAGAGAAACGAUACUGAAGUCGGCUGUCAGUUAACGAACGAAGGGAUUCAGAGAGCCACUCUGUCUGUGCAAGAGCGUGGCAGCGUCGAGAUCGUUGGUGGAAAUCAGACUAAAGCGGAGGGAGCCCAGGCGGACUUCCAGUGCCGGGCCGUGGGCUGGUUUCCCGAGCCCAGCAUGUCCUGGUCCGUUAAUGGAGCGGAGCAAUCCUGCAACAGAAGCUCUGUGACGGAGGGAAGUGUGUUUAACUCCAGCUGCACGUUGACGGUCACUGCCAUCAGAAACUCUUCUGUUCAGUGUCUGGUCACGAUCCCUGCCCUGCUCACGCCGGAGAGCAACACGGCCUUUCUGACCGUCAAUAAGAUCACUAAAAGAGACCAGACAGUGUUGAUCGCGAUCACUGUUGCCUUCAGUGCUGCUGCUCUGUUGUUUCUAAUCAUCUAUGGAAUCGUUUUCUUCUGCCUUAGAAGAAAGAAAAAAUCAGGCUAUCAAGAGGAGAUCAAGAGGGCACAAGUCCAGGCCCAGAACAGGACGCCUGCCUCACAAAAUGUGCGAGGACGGGACAACCGAGGAUAUAUUACAGAUGGACAUGAUGGACACACUACCGACGGAGUCUGGUUUACAAACUUUAACAGACCUCAGAAUCUUGAUGAGUUUUUUGAAGAAGGUCCCAGGAAGCACAGGCACAUGACCCUCGUAUAGAGACUGCUGGGAUUCGCAGAAAGCAGAUGUUCUGGCUUUCUUCUCUCUUGUGCAUCAAAUCCUCAUUUUAGGUUUAAUUACAGAAGAAAGAAAGCUCGAGGGACUCCAUAUCAGCACCUGGACUGGAUUAUUUAUUGCAACGCAGAAGCGUUUUCUCAGUGAUCUCAGACUUUCCGACCCCACUGAAUACUGUAUAUUUUUACCAACAGUGUAUGUUUGACAUAAUGAGCUGACAUAUUUCCAUAUUUAACAGAUAACAUGAUCAAAAUAAGUGUGGUUGAGAGGUUGGUUAUCAGUGUCUGAUUCGUCAUAUGAACAAAGUAGAUCAGAUUUAGUGUUGCAUGUGCACAAUGCAUCAGAUGCGUGCAUUCCCACAGCAGGUUUGUUUGAAUCAUCCAUUGAACAUCCUGUUUUCUCCAGAAUUAUAAAAUCAUCAGCAUAUGGCACAACACAACACACCCCGUGAGAGAUUUGCUUCCUGUUUUUGGAGCUGCUUACAAUAACACCAAAGAUUUUUUCAUGUGAAGUGUUUAGAGAGGACCAUCUUAUGUGACACAUCACGCUUCACGGAGCACGAUGCGGUUAAAGAAUUAAUCCAAACCACUGAUCUUUAACUCCCCGCAGGAGAAAACUGCUUAAACUGCUCAAUUACAUUAUUUAUACAGGGAAGUGUCAUCAAACGGAUUGGAACUAUAUGGCAUAUCACUUCAAAAUAAGAAAUUCAGAUUAAAUUUACUAAGACCUUGUUGUAGUUUUCACCACAUUUCUGCAGCACUAAAAUCCAUAAAAUGAUUUAUAAGGAUUUUAAACAACUGUUUUAAAAACCUAUAGGUAUAAUUAAUGUGAUGCAAAAAUGGGCGUUGCACAAACCUUGUUUUUGGCUCUUAUUGUUUUAAGCUUAAAUCUCAGAAAAUGUUAUUAGAUUUAUGUUUAAAACGCAAAAAAAAAAAUGCCAGUGAGAUAUGUUUACCUCAAUUUUUAUCUAAUUCAAGAUAUGCCCUUUAAUAUCUCACACUGGUUUUAUUUUUGCUUCUCGGGAUGUUUGGAUAUUUUAUUCUGGAAAUAAAGACAAAAUCCUGAUUAAAAUCCUCAAAAUUAUAUUUAACUAAUUAUAUUUUGUCUGAUAGAUACCAUAUUUAUGUGAGAAUGGUUCUUAGCAAUAAACACAUUUUUGUACAUUUA
Messenger RNA from Pimephales promelas (fathead minnow), 2657 nucleotides. It is a transcript of the gene igsf5a, whose product is annotated as immunoglobulin superfamily, member 5a. The record is from RefSeq and is a predicted model, not a curated record. Lineage: Eukaryota; Metazoa; Chordata; Actinopteri; Cypriniformes; Leuciscidae.